GACGCUCCUUCUCGCUUGCUUCAGUGAAAAUUUCGAACAGAUUCCAUUUACUACUGCUCCUUGCAUAAACGCUGAUUGGAAAUCCUGUUUGGAAUGUGAAAUAUUGAUCUAUAGUGUGAUACGUUAUGUAUCUGUCGUCGGUUCCAAUACCUGGAAAUACCCUGGUGCACAGUUGUGCUCGGAUAACAGAUUUGUGCUGAAUGUGGCGGGAUGCCGUCGAAGAAAGAGUAUGACCUGGUCUCUGACGACGGGUAUGACAGCCGAAUACCGCUACAUAACGAGGACGCCUUCCAACAUGGCAUCAGCUUCCAGGCAAAGUACAUCGGCACCCUUGAUGUUCCAAGACCGAACAGUCGAGUGGAAAUUGUUGCCGCCAUGCGAAGGAUAAGGUAUGAAUUCAAGGCGAAGGCAAUCAAAAAACGAAAAGUGGACCUGACCAUUUCUGUAGAGGGUGUCCGAGUGGCGAUCUGCAAGAAAAAGAAGAAAAUUCCACAAUGGUAUGAUGAAAGUAAACUUGUCAUUGUCCAUCACCCGAUAUAUAGAAUUUUCUACGUAUCCCACGACUCUCAAGACUUGAAGAUCUGGAGCUAUAUCGCUAGAGAUGGGCCUACCAAUGUCUUCAAAUGUAAUGUGUUCAAGUCAUAUAAGAAGGAGCAAGCCAUGCGGAUUGUUCGAACUAUUGGACAAGCGUUCGAGGUGUGUCACAAACUGAGCAUGACACAGUCUGUAACCAGUCCAGAAGAACAACUGCCCACUGAGAGCAUCAAUAGCCAACCAAGUGAGCCAGAUAAACAAAGCCAGAAAAGUCGAGACAUAGAAGACAAAGCGCCUUUGAGCUCCACACAGAAUCUGCGGGAUUCCAACUCGUCCCUCGUCAAGGAGAAGGCCACGCCCCCUAACGACCUUGCCAUCCGUCAGGCACAGAAUAUCAUAUACCAGAUGGCUAGAACAUCACCGCAAGUCGGUGGCACAACAAUUACUUCCCCUAUCAACUCUCCGGCCUUGAUAGACGAUGACGUCAUGGAUCCGGAUCAUCCAAUCACGUCCCGCCAUCAAACGCAGUUGCUCAGACAGCAGGUGGAACAUCAUCAGCAGCAGACGCAGGUGGCUGUGGCGCAGGUGCAGUUGUUGAAAGAACAGCUGGCGGCGGAAACUGCAGCUAGAAUAGAAUCACAGGCGAGGACCCACCAGCUGCUUCUACAGAACCGAGACUUAUUGCACCACAUGAACCAGAUUCUCGGUCGUUUGCAGGAAGUAGAAUUCAAGGCAACACACUCGAGUCCGAAACGGAUGCAGCCAAUCUCGGCUGGGGAAAGUUGUAUGCCGGACGCAACAACUCCUCAAUGCGGGCCAGUGUAUCUUCCCCGUGGCGUCGCAUUCGACCCAGAAGGCAUUGCAAGCCCUGACUACUCUCUCACAGAGCACGAUAAACUCAUGUUCGAUACAGACUCACCAGAUAGUGGUCACCGAGAGAUGUCUAAUGAAUCGCUAGGAGCAUCUUUCUCUCCUCCUGACUUCCCAUUUUGGGCAAUGACUGCGGACGAAAGAAUGAAGUAUAGUUUUGGUUAUGGUACUCCCGUGAAGUUCCAGCAAACGAGUUUUGAAAUGACUGCGAUUGUGAAUAGCAAUCCUUUUACUGAGAGCAAGGAGGAUAUUUGUGAUCAGGAUAUUGUUGAGCCAGUUGUUUUUGAUGCAAAUGGCAAAGGAGGUAAAGGAAAAGUGGACAAAGUUCCAAAACUAAGACCUCCCCCCGAGUUUCGUAAUUAUGGGGCCUACAGGAAUUCUCAAAUAUCGGAAGAUUCGAGCAAUUCAUCAAACUCCGAUACCGAUUCAGUAAAAGAUGGAAUUGUUAACUUCACAGAUAGCGAUUAUUUUUCGCACACCGGAAGCAGCUCACACACAAACACAUUUAACUCAAACGCUCUUAACAACAACACACGUAUGAACAGCCACACAUUGGAUGAUGCGGACAAUAACACGAUUCAAUCUCUUGUGCCAUAUGAUGACCACAGGAACAUUGUCCCGUAUACAGACAAUAGAGAAAUAAGACAGACUGGUACAGUCUUUAAACCAAAACUAGAAUACCACUUCAAUAAUCUAGCGGCAGAUCGUGUUCUGAUGCAAAAGUACUUGGACCAGUCCAAACGACAAAGAGGCGGUAGCUUUUCAGACGAGGACAAUACUGAGAGUUACGAUGAGGGGUUAACACAGCCUCCCUCGCCACCACCGCCGCCCAGUCGUCUGGAGGAUGUCGAUUUCGAUGAUUGAAUUAGCCCAUAUGUUAUAUGCAGCUGAUGAAAGUUUGGCUGUAUUCAGAACGGUGUAUUUUGAGUGUGAAAGGAACUUUAAAUGAAGCGCACAAUAGUUUCGUGAAAUGAACUAUAAAUGAAGCGUUCACUAAUUUUGUAGAGUGAAAAUAUUAUGUACUUGAUAAAUUGACUUGUAAAAAUAACUUUAAAAUUCAAGGGGAACAAGGCGUCGUUACGUUUGUCAUACUGCUUCUUGUAAAAGUGCUUAUUUGUCGCAUAAUCAUUCGCACAUUAGAAUUUGCCGUUGAAUCAGCAAAUUUGGAAUGUAAAUAUGAUAUAUGAUUGUGUUCAUUUUUUCAAAUAAUCAUUUUUUCUCAUGUUUAAGAUAUAGCUUAAAUUCCAAAAAAAAUAAACGGCCUAAUACUUUAGAUAGUGAUGGGAUUUCUUUUCGAAGAUUGCGCUUUGAUGCUGUAGCUGACCGAAAAUGUGCUGAACAGAAGAGUUUAUAUAAGAACGAGAAGUUAACUAUUGUUAGAGCUAAAGUCGAACCCCGUUGGCUCGAAUUUCCAGGGUGCGGCGAAAAUACCUUGAACUUCGAAAAUUUCAAGCCAAGCGGAAAUGCUUACCUUCAGUAUAAAGAAAUCGGUCCUUUACAUCCAGCUCGAGCCAAGCAAUUUCGAGCCAAGCAAUUUCGAGCCAACGGGGUUCGAAUGUAUAUUUUAAUUCCUAUUGCGAGUUAGCUGUUUGAUUUGCAUAGACAAUUAUUCAUUUCCUUUCUGUAUAUAAUGAGAAAAGGUGUAAAUAUUUUAAAAAUAUUAUAUAUAUUUUCACCCACUAGACAAAAUAAAGGUUGAGGUAAACACACACUAUAGAAGAUGUGCCAAAAUUGUACAUAAUUGUGCAGAAAUAUUAUAUAAGACUAAUAAAACAAACAAAUCGG
Messenger RNA from Mya arenaria, 3189 nucleotides. RefSeq names its product carboxyl-terminal PDZ ligand of neuronal nitric oxide synthase protein-like. Bases 211 to 2268 code for a protein of 685 amino acids. The record is from RefSeq and is a predicted model, not a curated record. The transcript is spliced from 11 exons. Gene Ontology annotation, molecular function: nitric-oxide synthase binding. Lineage: Eukaryota; Metazoa; Mollusca; Bivalvia; Myida; Myidae.